AUGUUUAAGAAACCGAUAUGGGCUAAUAAACCUUGUUUCUUUAUCGUCAAAGGGUCGAAUAAAUCAAUCGGAAGGAUUGGAGCUACCACAGAUUUUGAGAGUGUGAUGAAAAAGCUGAACGACUAUAUCAAUACGCCACCAGAACAGAGAAUGCGUAGCCUGCCAACCAGGAGAUGGGAUGCAAUAAUGGCAAUCACCGGGUUUCGCAGCCUUAAUGAUGCAAAAAGAUUCGAAAUUUACGUUGAAAACACAUUUCGAACGGAGCUGCCCUUAGAAGAAAUUUCAUACUACAGACAAUUCAAAUCUGAAGAGUUCCCCCCCUGCGUAUUCAAAAGAAUUGUUAUUGCUAGAAAACUGUUCCGGGAGUAUUUCACCGAAAAACUGCCCAGGGAGCAACCAAAAAUUUGGAAAAGUUGGGAUAUAUAUUGGUCGACGAAGUUGGAUAAAACAUUGUUGGACAAUUUAAAAGUUGGUUGGGAUAUUGAGGAUUUGAAGAAAAUGAAUGGAGUGAGUCAAAAAAACGAUGAAAUAAAGGAAGGACCUAAAAAAAAACUUUAUGUAAUCAGACAUAAGCCCUUCGAGUUUGAUGAUUUUAUACCUUGGAAGGAGCUCUUGGGGGAAUGGAGGACGUUGAAGAAAGAAAAACAAAAGUCACAACCGGAAAAUGUUUCGGAAGUGAAAGCAGUAGUAGCUCAUGAAGUUAGAAGGCCCUCUAUUCCUCUUGUGCCAAAGGUAAAGGAUCAUUGGUUUAAGAUUGUUGAUGACGAUGAUGAAGAAUGA
Messenger RNA from Acaulospora morrowiae, 780 nucleotides. NCBI's taxonomy places the organism in Eukaryota, Fungi, Glomeromycota, Glomeromycetes, Diversisporales, Acaulosporaceae. The record is from the annotation of a GenBank genome assembly.